This is a messenger RNA of Oncorhynchus tshawytscha (Chinook salmon), 7426 nucleotides long. Its product is annotated as 1-phosphatidylinositol 3-phosphate 5-kinase. The record is from RefSeq and is a predicted model, not a curated record. Gene Ontology annotation, molecular function: metal ion binding; 1-phosphatidylinositol-3-phosphate 5-kinase activity; ATP binding. The transcript is spliced from 47 exons. Bases 377 to 6904 code for a protein of 2175 amino acids. Gene Ontology annotation, biological process: phosphatidylinositol metabolic process; intracellular signal transduction. NCBI's taxonomy places the organism in Eukaryota, Metazoa, Chordata, Actinopteri, Salmoniformes, Salmonidae.
UGUAGUGGAAACCAAGACUGUUCUCGGGGCGGGUCUGCCGGUUUUGACUAUCAGAAGUUACUUUUCGUGGCAGGUUAUGAUAAUUCGAUCAAGUUUAGGAAAAUGGUUACGUUUAGAUAAAAUGCAAAAACACACAACAUACUGUAUCUAGCUACAACCAGGUCUGCCCUGAGAACACUCUUGGUUUCCACUAAUGCGAUCACAACAGUUGAUCGAACUGUUGUGGUCACGACUUGUCCUGUCUUGCUCAGGACUAGUCUGACUGCUUGAAAUACAUAUCUCAAGAUAGGGCGGCUACUCGACUUCACAGGAAUUUACCUAAUGUAAUUUAUUCAUACAGGGAUGUCCAAGGAGACCAACACACAGGAGCAGUAACAUGGCUGCUGACGACAAAUCCUCCUCCUCUACACUGGAUUGGAGUGUGGCGCCUCCUAUUUCCCCUGGCAGCCCAUCUCACCUGACACACUUCAAACCCCUGACUCCAGAGCAGGACGAGCCCCCGCUCCGAUCAGCAUACAGCUCCUUUGUCAACCUGUUCCGCUUUAACAAAGAGGAGGGGCGGCCACCCUCAGUGACAGAGAAACCGGAUGUGGUUGUGCCGUCACCCACUGGGGAGCGUAGGAACUGGACCAUACCAGCACACUCCAUCCACGGCUCUGGGGCGCAUAGGAAACAACACCACGAUCUUUUACGCAGGACUUCUACUGCUUCAGUGGACUGGCCAUUAUGGCCUGGUGAGGAGGGCCGUAGGAAAUCGGAAACCCCCCUGGGCACUCACGAUCCUCGUACGGCUGUUCAGCUCCGCACUGCUCUGAAGAGACUCAAGGAGAUCAUGGAGGGAAAGAGCCAGGACAGUGACCUGAAGCAGUACUGGAUGCCAGACAGCCAAUGUAAGGAGUGCUACGACUGCAAUGAGAAGUUCACCACCUUCCGCCGCCGCCACCACUGCCGGCUCUGUGGCCAGAUCUUCUGUAGCCGCUGCUGCAACCAGGAAAUCCCUGGCAAGUUCAUGGGCUACACGGGAGACCUGCGGGCCUGCACCUACUGCCGUAAGAUUGCUCUGAGCUACUCCCACUCUGCAGACUCUGGCUCCAUAGGGGAGGACCUGUCUGCUCUGUCUGACUCCUCCCCCUGCUCCACCUGCGUCCUGGAGCCCAGCGAGCCUCGCACCCCGGUCGGUGGACGGAAGGCCAGCCGCAACAUCUUCCUAGAGGAGGACCUGGCCUGGCAGAGAGUUGAAGAGACAGAGGAGAGAGAAACAUUCAGCACUCUUCAUCCCCUAUAUCCUCUCCCCUCCAUGUCCUCUCCUCUCCCUCCCUGUCCACUCCAUCCUUCUCCUGUCUCCUCUGUCUACCCUCCUUUUCUUCCCCUGUAUACUGGAAAAACUCCCAUUGGGAUGAGAAAGAAUUUGAUUCACCAGGACUCUCAGAACAGUGGCAUGAAUUCUAGACGGAGCACGCUACAAGAGGAUGGAGGCAAGUCCCCAAUAAGGAAGCGCCCCGUCUUAUCCAGGUCAGCCAGUGUGACCAACCUGUCCCUGGACCGGUCUGGCUCCUCCAUGGUGCCCUCCUAUGACGGCUCAGUGAGCCCCCAGACCAGCAGGGCCAUGCCAAAACCUGACCACAGCGAAGAGGAGAGGAAGAUACUGUUGGACUCAUCCCAGCUCAAAGACCUGUGGAAGAAGAUUUGUCACAACACUACUGGUAUGGAGUUCCAGGACCACCGCUACUGGCUCCGUACAUACCCCAACUGCAUUGUGGGGAAGGAGUUGGUCAACUGGCUGUUAAGGAAUGGAACUAUCUCCACAAGGGCACAGGCGAUAGCCAUUGGUCAGGCUCUGGUAGAUGGUCGUUGGUUGGACUGUGUCACUCACCACGACCAGCUGUUCAGAGAUGAGUACGCUCUCUAUCGCCCCCUCCAGAGCACAGACUUCUCUGAGACCCCGUCUCCUGACAGUGACAGUGUCAACUCUCUGGAGGGACACUCAGAACCUUCCUGGUUUAAAGACAUCAAGUUUGACGACAGUGACACAGACCAGGUGGCUGACGAGAAUGACUAUGUCAUGCCCAAUUCGUCCAGUCCUAGUAAGAGGACGUCAGUCAGCAGUUUCCAGUCAGCGGUGGACAGUGACUCUGCUGCCUCCAUCAAUCUCAAUAUGGAGCAGGACAAUGUCAACUUCCACAUCAAGAAACAGUCCAAGUACCCCCAUGUACCCCCGCACCCUAUGGAGCAGAAAGAGUACCUGGUCUCAGAGGAAGGAGGACAGAAUAUCUCCAUUAGCGACGCCUUCAUCAAAGAGUCCCUGUUUAACCGUCGUGUGGAGGAGAAGGCUAAAGAGAUGCUGUUCACUCCUCUGGGCUGGCACCACAGCUCCCUGGACCAGCUCAGAGAGGAGAAUGGAGAGAAGAAGGCCAUGGAGAGGCUACUCUCUGCCAACCACAGUCACAUGAUGGCGCUGCUGCAGCAGCUGCUGUACAGUGAGUCCCUGUCCCUCUCCUGGCGUGACAUCAUUGUUCCCGUGGUGAGGCAAGUGGUGCAGACGGUGCGGCCAGACGUUCGCAGCUGUGAUGAUGACAUGGACAUCAGACAACUGGUCCACAUCAAGAAGAUUCCUGGAGGGAAGAAGUUUGACUCUGCUGUAGUGAAUGGCUUUGUCUGUACCAAGAACAUUGCCCACAAAAAGAUGAACUCGUACAUCAAGAACCCCAAGAUCCUGCUGCUGAAGUGUUCCAUAGAGUAUCUCUAUAGAGAGGAGACCAAAUUCACCUGCAUUGACCCCAUUGUGCUUCAGGAGCGUGAGUUUCUGAAGAACUAUGUUCAGCGUAUAGCGGACGUGCGUCCCAACCUGGUGCUGGUAGAGAAGACUGUGUCUCGUAUCGCUCAGGACAUGCUGCUGGAGCACGGGAUCACAUUGGUCAUCAACGUCAAACCACAAGUCUUGGACAGGGUGAGUCGUAUGACCCAGGGGGACCUAGUCAUGUCCAUGGACCAGCUGCUCACCAAGCCUCGACUGGGAACCUGCCAAAAGUUCUACCUACACUCUUUCCAGCUGGCCAAUAAUGAGUUGAAGACUCUCAUGUUCUUUGAGGGCUGUUCUCCCCAGCUGGGCUGUACCAUAAAGCUUCGUGGGGCAUCUGAGUAUGAGCUGGCCAGGGUUAAAGAGAUCAUCAUCCUCAUGGUGUGUGUGGCCUACCACUCCCAGCUAGAGAUAUCCUUCCUCAUGGAUGAGUUCGCCAUGCCUCCCAGCCUGGCCAAGACCAACUCCUUCCCCUGUCUCCUGGAGAGCACUACUGUUGAGGAGGAGGAGAGCCAGGAAAAUGGGACCGACCAGAGCACCCUCUCCCAGGGAGGAGAGACUGUGCUGGGGGAGGAGGAGGAGAAGUCUUCCCUUGGGAAAUCUGUAUCAGAGUCCUCCUCGCCUAAAGAUGUCCAUGGUGUAAAAGUCAACAAAAAACACUUCCUGUCCUCCUCUUCCUCCUUGGGGGCUGAGGGGGUGGAGUCAGCAGAGGUCAUGACCUCCACGCCGUUGUCCAAUCGCCAGGUGCUGCUACCUCCAGUGUCCCCACCCUAUCUUAUUGAUGACCUGGAGGAGUUGGCAGAUGAGAUUGGAUCGGGGAAGGGGGAGACUGAGGGGGGGAGCGGGUCGGGGGUUCUGGGGAGGGGUGAGUCGCGGGAAGAGAGCUCGGGUUCAGAGACACCCCCCAGGCUAUUCAGAGACCCCCUGCAGGAUGACACAGGGCUGUUUGUCACAGAGCAGGUGGCCUCAACGGACGACCGUCUCAAGACGCUUACGGCAGGCUUCAAACAGGAGCUGAAGGACAUCAUCCUUUGUAUCUCCCCCUUUAUCACCUUUAGAGAGCCCUUCCUCCUCACGCCUGCUGGCCUACGCUGCCCCAGCAGAGACUACUUUCCUGAAAAGGUGUACCUCUCCCCGCUGCUCAACAAGGACUUCAAAGAACUGGACUGUCGACGUAAGCGACAACUCCUCAAAGAUUCCGCCCCGUCAGGUGGAGGCAUCACCAACGGAGUCCCUCCCCUCCGCCCCAUCCAGGUGUUACCCUCCCACCACCUUACCAGUGCCCGCAUCGCAGAGCAGCUGGGCAGCAGCCAGGACCUGGCCAAGAUGCUGGCAGACUACCGUGCCCAGGGGGGCCGCCUCCGGCAGGAGGCAGACCCCUUCACCCAGCCCCUACCUCAGCCACCAGUCCGGGAGGCUCCACCGCCCAAGCACCCCGUCAAGGCUGAUAGUGAGGAAGAGAAACCAGCAGGACAGAAUGACAUGACCUGGGCCUCCAAGCUGGACUGCCUGAACCCGGUGAACCACCAGAGACUGUGUGUUCUGUUCAGCAGCUCCUCAGCCCAGUCCAACAACUCCCCCAACCCCUGCGUCAGUCCCUGGAUUGUCACGAUGGAGUUCUACGGAAAGAAUGACCUCACACUAGGAAUAUUCUUGGAGAGAUACUGUUUCAGGCCAUCCUAUCAGUGCCCUAGUAUGUUCUGUGAGACUCCCAUGGUGCACCAUGUGCGGCGGUUUGUCCAUGGCAGUGGCUGUGUUCAGAUCGUACUGAAGGAGCUGGACUCUCCUGUGCCUGGAUACCAACACACCAUCCUCAACUACUCCUGGUGCCGCAUAUGCAAACAGGUGACUCCUGUGGUGCCCCUGUCCAAUGACUCGUGGUCCAUGUCCUUUGCUAAGUACCUGGAGCUGAGGUUCUAUGGUCACCAGUAUACCAGGAGGGCUAAUGCUGAGCCCUGUGGCCACUCCAUCCACAAAGACUACCACCAGUACUUCUCCUACAACCAGAUGGUGGCCUCAUUCAGCUACAUCUCAGUGAGACUGCUGGAGAUCUGCCUCCCUCCCCCUAAGAUCUUCAUCAGGAACCAGGGGCCCUCCAAGGCAAGCAUGCAGCAGGACCUCAAGGACUUCUCACAGAAGGUGAAUCAGGUGUAUCUGGCCAUAGAGGACCGCCUCACCUCCCUGAAGACGGACACCUUCAGCAAGACACGCGAAGAGAAGAUGGAGGACCUGUUUGCACAGAAAGACGUAGGUUCCCCCUCGAAGGGUGGGAGCUACACUCCAAAUAUGUCUCGUAUGGAGGAGGCAGAGCUGCGUAGCUGGAUAGAGAAGCUGCAGGCUCGUCUCCAGGCUUGUGGUAGUGACUCCCCCCAGCAGCUCCAGUCUGUACUGGAAUCAGUGGUAGUGAAGAAACAGAGCCUGUGUGAAACACUGCAGUCCUGGAACAGCAGGCUGCAGGACCUAUUCCAGCAGGAGAAGGGCAGGAAGCGUCUGUCGGUCCCAGCCAGCCCUGGGAGACACAGACCGACAGACGACAGCAAGACCAGUGUUCUGGAGUCUUCUCCACGCAACCCCUCCCCUGUGGUACAAAAUGGUGACAAAGAGGACCGUCACCUCACUACCCUGCCCUCGAGCUCGGGGUCGUCAUUGCUAACGUUACCGUCACCAGGGGAACCCGGCUCAGAACCCCUCUCGUCUGGACCAUCCUUUCCUGACCAGGACUCUGUCAGCAUCCCAGAGGAUGUGUUUGAUGGACACCUGUUGGGCUCCAAUGACAGCCAGGUGAAAGAGAAGUCCACCAUGAAGGCCAUUCUAGCCAACUUGCUGCCAGGCAACAGUUACAACCCCAUCCCAUUCCCAUUCUUGAAUCCCAGUGUUGACGGGAAAAAUCACCACUAUAUCAGUGACCCAGACAAGCAUUACCUGAUGUAUGAGCAUGAGAGAGUGCCCAUAGCCGUGUGUGAGAGAGAACCCAGCUCCAUCAUUGCAUUCGCUCUCAGCUGUAAGGAGUAUAAGACUGCUCUGGAUGAGCUGUCAAAGACAACGGUGAAGGCUGGAGGCGAGGAUACCACCCAAACCAUCAGCUCCGGAGAGAGCCGGGCCAAGAACAGCCCAGCCAAGCCCAAUGAGACGGCCUCCUCCCAGAUGGGUCCGGGCCGCAGCAGCAUGGACGCUGACCCUCUCAAAGAUGCAGACAUAGGAGACAAGCACAAGAAGUCAGCCGGAAACCCUCAUAUCGAAUUACAGUUCUCUGAUGCCAAUGCUAAGUUCUACUGCAGGAUCUACUAUGCAGAGGAGUUCCACAAGAUGAGAGAGGAGAUCAUGGACAGUACGGAGGAUGACUUUGUCCGCUCGCUCUCCCACUGCGUCAACUGGCAGGCCCGUGGCGGCAAGUCUGGGGCCGUCUUCUACGCCACCGAAGAUGACCGGUUCAUCCUGAAGCAGAUGCCCAGACUAGAGGUUCAGUCCUUCCUGGACUUUGCCCCUCACUACUUCACCUACAUCACCGGAGCUGUGCAGCAGAAGCGACCCACUGCCCUGGCUAAGAUCCUGGGUGUGUACCGGAUCGGCUACAAGAACUCCCAGAACAACUCUGAGAAGAAGCUGGAUCUGCUGGUCAUGGAGAACCUGUUCUAUGGCAGGAAGAUGGCCCAGGUGUUCGACCUCAAGGGUUCUCUGAGGAACCGCAACGUUAAGACCGACUCUGGGAAGGAGAGCUGUGAGGUGGUUCUGCUGGAUGAGAACCUACUGAAGCUGGUCCAUGACAACCCUCUGUACAUCAGAGCCCACUGCAAGGCCAUCCUGAGGGCUGCCAUACACAGUGAUGCCUACUUCCUGUCUAGUCACCUGAUCAUAGACUACUCUCUGCUGGUUGGACGAGAUGACACCACAGACCAGCUGGUGGUGGGAAUCAUAGAUUACAUUCGGACAUUCACAUGGGAUAAGAAGCUGGAGAUGGUGGUGAAAUCCACAGGGAUCCUGGGAGGGCAAGGUAAGAUGCCUACAGUGGUGUCUCCGGAGCUGUACCGAUCGCGUUUCUGUGAGGCCAUGGACAAAUACUUCCUCAUGGUGCCUGACCACUGGACAGGUCUAGGGGUCAACUGCUAACUGACACCAGGGAGCUAGCCUGAGUUCCAGAUCUGUGUGUGUCGUCUAGCCAAUUCCUAUGUCAUUGUCACGGCAUGUUUGGCAACACAGCAUAAACGGAUCUGGGACUCCGCUGCUAGCUGCAGAACACAACAUGGGCAUCAGUUACCAGGGGGGACAGGAGACUACAAUGCAGAAAAACCCUUUGCCCAAUAAGGAACCAUAAAAGCAUACUGGAUGGAUUGAUGAAGAGUAAUGCAAGGCCAGUAUACAACGACUCAAUCAUUCCAUAGUAUUAUUAUGAUCUACUAGACUGUAAACGAGUGACUCGAGAGUAUUAUUGGAAGUCAUGACUGUCCAGUAAAAACUGGGCCCUAAUUUAUCUUGACGUGUCAAACUGUUUCACGCGGGCACAGUGAGAUGGCACUGGAAAAAAAAAUCUUACUUGGUGGUCCUAGUUUGGUGAACAAAUGAAUCAAUGUGAUGUAAAUGUACAGAGAGUAUGUAAUUAAAGAUUAACACUGAUUUCACAAAUGUUUUAAA